This is a messenger RNA of Cynoglossus semilaevis (tongue sole), 3650 nucleotides long. RefSeq names its product storkhead box 2a (gene stox2a). The transcript is spliced from 5 exons. Lineage: Eukaryota; Metazoa; Chordata; Actinopteri; Pleuronectiformes; Cynoglossidae. Gene Ontology annotation, biological process: regulation of transcription by RNA polymerase II. Gene Ontology annotation, molecular function: RNA polymerase II transcription regulatory region sequence-specific DNA binding. The coding region runs from base 399 to 3623 and encodes 1074 amino acids. Gene Ontology annotation, cellular component: nucleus; cytoplasm. The record is from RefSeq and is a predicted model, not a curated record.
UCCGAAUAAUGAACAUAACAUUAUGUUAACAUAACAUUAACACAAGUGUCUGAGAAUGACGUGAACUGCUAUCACUUGUGUGGGAAUUGUGAGGCAUAGGGUUAUUAAUUCACGUAAUGUGAGUUCGCCACCAGGUGAUGCUAAAUCCUAAAUCAUUAACUUAAUAGAGUUUUCCAGUAACACCUGAACGCAGCACAAGUCCUCGCCUCCUUUGUCACAGACUGUGGUCUCUCAACACUCAGUGGCCACAGUGUCAGGUUGCUCGUGCGAUUCAACACCUGACGCUUCAAACUUUUUCUUUCAGACUCGGACUUGUUACAGCUUUAAUGAGAUCGGGUAAACAACGCUUCACACCUAAACGGCAAGAGACUUUUCCUUGAAUUCGUUAGAGUUUGAGCAUGGAUAAAUCCCUUCAGAUUGCCCCACACUCCUUGGCCCUGGUUCUGUCGCACAUUUCCACAGAUGAAGAUGGAGAGGACUCGCAAUCUUCUUCAUCACUGACCGCGGUGACCCCACGGGCCGUGCUCUCCGUUAACUUCGAGCAACAGCACAACGUAGGUUACGAGGUUUUCGCUAAUUUCAAAGCCGUCAACAUGCAGCACUUUUGGGACAAGUCUCUGACCCGAGCCCUGUCUGAGAUCUUCUUUCUGGGCUGGAUCGAUGAACAUGUCCUGCUGAUCCAGGGCAAAGAAGUUCACCUCCAGGUCCUGAGAAACGGAUGGACCAGGCGCGCACUGACACCGCCGCAGGGCUUCCAUAUCAAGUGCAUCGGUGACGUGUCUCCGAUCAGCAUGUCACCCAUUAGCCAAUCACAGUUCAUCCCACUUGGGGAGAUCUUGUGUCUGGCCAUCUCUACUAUGAACUCUGCUCACAAGCCUGUCAACCAGGAGGCUCUGAUGGAGCACCUCACUGCCAGCUUCCCAGGAGUUCCUACACCCAGUACUGAGGUCCUGAGACAUACCCUUAACAUGCUGGUGCGUGAGAGGAAAAUCUACCCAACUCCAGAGGGCUACUUCAUAGUCACCCCCCAGACCUACUUUAUUACUCCUUCCCUUAUCAGAACUAACAACAAGUGGUAUCACCUGGAUGACCGUCUGACAGACCGACAACUGCAGCAACAACCACAGCAGCCACCGCAGCCUCAGCAGCAGUGCACUUCACCACCAACCGGCAAUGCUACACCUUCCACACCUGGUUGCCUGAGAGAGAGGCCUUCACGCAAAAGUCACAAUGACUCAUACAAUUCUUACCGUGAAGAAUCCUCCAGACAUCAUUCUUCUGUGCUCCAAAAUAAGUCACCUAAGGAGCCCAGGGGUGAUUCUCAUCAAAGUAGGCUGCCUAAAGACCACACAAGCGGGGAACCUCCUCCGAGUACAGCAGCCAAGGAGCACCGAGGAGAACCACCUUCGUACCCCUAUCCCACCCCUAAUCCUAUUCAACAGCAAACGUCACCUCAAGAAUCAGCUGAUAAGAGCAAAAACAUGAAUUCUUUCUCUUAUAAAACUGACACUCUGACCAAAAAGAAGGAGGGAAGUGGUGGUGGAAAUGGUACCAUUGAGAAGCAAUCCAAAAGGUUUGGACUCAGGCUGUUUAGACUGAGUUUCAAAAAGGACAAAAUGCGGCAGUUGGCUAGCUUUUCAGCCCAGUUUCCACCAGAGGAGUGGCCUCUUCAUGACGAGGAUGUGCCCACCACGCCCAUUCCACGGGAGGUCGAGAUGGAGAUUAUUCGUAGAAUCAACCCUGACCUCACAGUGGAGAAUGUGGCAAGGCAUACACAGAAAAACAAGUUAGGAUCAGCCCAGCACAGUGCACGCAGCAGGAGGGGCAGGGGACAUCGCAGGGCCCCUCAUGGUAAGUCUCGUUCUCAUAGCAAACCCAGGACGUCAAGGGGGGACCCAUCGGAGGGUUCAAACUGGGAUCUACUGUUCAUGGAAAGAGAUUACAGGUUCUUUAGCCACUCAUUAGUCCGGUCGCCUAGAGAAGCAAUGUACACCUUGGAACGCAGGCGGAGUGGAGGUGCAACAUACCUGGUCCACAGCAAUCCCAACAUUACUGAAUCAUACUGCCCUGUUACCCCUGAGUGGGACGUGUCGGGGGAGCUAGCUAAGAGACGAACAGAGAUGCCUUUUCCUGAACCUUCACGUGGAACUUGCCAGUCCAGGGUUCAACGAAGUCACAGUCACAAUCAGGACAGGAAAUCGCGUCAUGAGAGGUCUGAUCAUGCUAAAGAACGAUCCCGGUCCAUGGACAAUUCCCUCAAAGGGCUGUCACUGGGUGUGCCAGAAGACUUUGAACCCAGUCUGGAGGAGCGCACUCAUUACUAUACUGACGACGGCACCCUGCGAGCCACGCAGAAAUCAUCUCAUUACUCAAGGAUCAUGUUCUCUGCUGCAAAGUUCCACUCUGAUUUUAAUGUGCCUGAUGUGGGGAAGGGAAGUCUGGAUGAGUCGAGGAUGAGGAAUACGAUAGAGCGGAACAAAAGCAGAGACAGUUUGCCAACGUAUAAUGAGCUAAUGGGACUUUCUCCUAAGCCCUCAACAGAUGAGUAUUUUCAGUGCAAUACAUCAAAUGAAACAAUCCUAACUGCCCCUUCGCCUCAGGCAAAAUCAGAAUACGACACAUUAACCUCAUCAGGGGGACUCCAAAAGGGCUCUCCAGCUGACCGCCAGACGCCUCACCUCACAACUCCUCAUACAGUGGAGUAUAAGGAGGACUUGUCUGCAGCAAAAGGACAAAAUGGCUCGGGAAUGCGAAUGACACCUAGCCAGACUCCAGAGCCUGUGCAAAAUGCACGUUUGACGCCACAUCAACACAACGUAGACCCUGGAGGGGGAGGAGGCACUAUCGUAAUCAAAAGAAAAGAGAUCUUCAGCAAGGACACUUUGUUUAAACCUCCACACAAUGCCUUGUCCACAGGCUACGUGGACAGCAGCUACACCAAGUCCGGCACAUUGCGGAAAGCCUCUCAUGCCAAAUCAACAGAGGCCCUAGACAAUCCUGAGCCCCAACAGCCUUCCAAUUCAGCCACUUCCUCAGCAUCACCUGCAGUCUUACAGAGCUGCUUAGAGCCAACAGUCCCCUCUGCCUCAUUUGACUACUAUAACGUAUCAGACGAUGAGGAAGAGGAAGAGACAGAGGAGGACUCGCACAAAGAGUUGGCUUCAACAGAAGACAAAAAGGACUUCGGGGAAGUGGAUGGUAGUGGAGGAGUCAGUGGUGGUGUCGGAGAUGGGACUAUGCAGUGGCUCCUGGAGCGGGAGAAGGACCAUGAUCUGCAGAGAAAGCUGGAGACCAAUCUGACCUUACUCAGCCCCAAGGAGACAGAGAACAGCAGCAGUCAGAAGUCAGCCCACUCUGCCCGUUUGGACAGCAUGGACAGUAGCAGUGUCACGGUUGACAGUGGAUUUAACUCCCCAAGGACACGUGAAAGCCUUGCAUCCAAUACAUCCAGCAUUGUGGAGAGCAAUAGGCGCCAGAAUCCAGCACUAAGCCCCGGCCACAUGGGUACUAGUAAUAUCGGACUGCCAUUCAGCUUUCGCGCAAUCCCAGAGCCCCCCACCACCACACCGCCUGAGAAACUCCAGAAGUCAUCCAACUGCCUGGCUUCCAUCACCAGCGUCUGACAGGCAGCACAAUCUGAGACCAUGAAG